AUGGAAGGUCGCAAGCCGCCCGAGUUCGGUAUCGAACUGUCUGCAGAUCGACAGAACGUCAAAGAAGUGGUCAAAGGGAUCAUGCACACCAUCUUCUUCCAUCGCCUCUUCACACCUCUCGAGCCUGCCAACUACGAUGUCCUAGAUGUGACAGUACCCUACGUCGACGACAAGGAACUGAUUCAACUGCUCGAGACAAGAUCCACCACCCUCCUCCGAGCUCUUGAUUCGGGCUCAACCACACUGUCGCCGCAAUACAACCCAAAAAGCAGUGGAGCCGCACGCAGCACUCUCGUGAUCCAGUUCCUCGAACGCAAACGCCGCAAGGGCUGGUUCAUCUCAAAAGCAGACGAAGAAACGAUCUGGGAAAGCUGGAUACUCGAAGUCAAUCUGACGAGCGCUAGAAGUGAGCCAGAGGCCGAGUGGAAUCGCAGAGUAAUGGAGAACAGUCUGCAAGAUGCUGUGAUGAAAGUGAUCACAACGGCGAACAAGGAGAAGAAUCACAUCCCUCCCAUCACGACGAACGAUUCGAAUGCUUUCCCGUAUCAGAUCCUGGUCAAUCCGAAGGCGUGA
Recurvomyces mirabilis is the source of this 573-nucleotide messenger RNA. RefSeq lists its product as uncharacterized. Gene Ontology annotation, cellular component: phagophore assembly site. NCBI's taxonomy places the organism in Eukaryota, Fungi, Ascomycota, Dothideomycetes, Mycosphaerellales, Teratosphaeriaceae. The record is from RefSeq and is a predicted model, not a curated record. Gene Ontology annotation, biological process: autophagosome assembly; autophagy. The coding region runs from base 1 to 573 and encodes 190 amino acids. The transcript is spliced from 2 exons.